AUGUUCAUGAAUAAGAACUGUUCUCAUGUGUUUUACACCGAUUGCACAAGCAAUCACGUUGCUGUGAAGAUUCAAGAAAACAUUGCAAUGGUGAUAUGUCCCUGUUUGAAAUGUAAAGGGGUUUUAGAACCUGAUCUCUGCCGUCCGAUCAUCCCCACCCAAGUGUUCGAUAGGUGGGAAGCUGCUCUUUCCGAGUCGAUGGUUCUUGGAUCGCAGAAAUUUUACUGCCUUUUCAAGGACUAUUCGGUGCUUCGGAUCGACGAUGGAGGGGAUGUCGUGAGACAAUCAGAGUGCCCGAAUUGGCAGAGAUUGUUCUUUGCACAGUGCAAGGUGGCAUGGCACUCGGGCAUUGGGUGUGAAGAGUAUAAGGGAUUGAAUGAAGAUGAGAAAGGAAGAGAUGAUCUGAUGGUGAUGGAGCUUGUUAAAUCAAACGAGUGGAAGAGAUGUUCUCGCUGCAAGUUCUAUGUGGAGAAAAUAGAAGGAACCGUGGAUCCGAUCCGGGAUUGA
Magnolia sinica is the source of this 507-nucleotide messenger RNA. RefSeq names its product E3 ubiquitin-protein ligase RSL1-like. Lineage: Eukaryota; Viridiplantae; Streptophyta; Magnoliopsida; Magnoliales; Magnoliaceae. Gene Ontology annotation, molecular function: ubiquitin protein ligase activity; ubiquitin conjugating enzyme binding. The record is from RefSeq and is a predicted model, not a curated record. Gene Ontology annotation, biological process: protein polyubiquitination; ubiquitin-dependent protein catabolic process; positive regulation of proteasomal ubiquitin-dependent protein catabolic process. The transcript has 2 exons. Gene Ontology annotation, cellular component: ubiquitin ligase complex; cytoplasm. The coding region runs from base 1 to 507 and encodes 168 amino acids.